Messenger RNA from Liolophura sinensis, 512 nucleotides. RefSeq names its product macrophage migration inhibitory factor-like. Bases 64 to 414 code for a protein of 116 amino acids. NCBI's taxonomy places the organism in Eukaryota, Metazoa, Mollusca, Polyplacophora, Chitonida, Chitonidae. The transcript has 3 exons. Gene Ontology annotation, molecular function: phenylpyruvate tautomerase activity. The record is from RefSeq and is a predicted model, not a curated record.
AGGGGCGUCAAGGUUGCCAGUUGGGUCACAGGUCUACAAUUCACAAGUUUCAGAUUCAGGAAAAUGCCCACAUUAAUCAUCAACACUAACACGCCUGGCUCGAAAGUACCCCAGGGGUUCUUAAACGAAGCAACAAAUGUGGUGGCAGAGAUGCUCGGGAAGCCCGCUUCCUUCGUCGCAGUAAGAGUUCAUACGGACCAGGUUAUGUCCUUUGGCGGGACACAGGAUCCUUGCGCUACGGUCGAUCUGAUGUGCAUUGGUAAAAUGGGGCCAGACGUUAACGACCAACACACUGUGACCAUCGGGAACUUCAUUCAGUCCAAACUAUGCAUCCCUCUAAACCGGCUGUACAUCAAUUUCUACGAUUUGGAGAGACACAAUGUAGGUUGGAAUGGUAAAACAUUUGCGAAGUGACAGUGACUCUGAGACUGAGGCGAUGUACGGCAUUUCUUCCAUAUUAAGCAGUGUACAUACUUGAAAAUAUUAAAUAUCCACUAUAAUAUCUGUGUACA